Molecule: messenger RNA, 1398 nt
Organism: Penicillium nucicola
Lineage: Eukaryota; Fungi; Ascomycota; Eurotiomycetes; Eurotiales; Aspergillaceae
Gene: cpcA
Product: amino acid starvation-responsive transcription factor GCN4
Exons: 3
Coding region: 1-1398 (465 amino acids)
Biological process (GO): regulation of DNA-templated transcription
Molecular function (GO): DNA-binding transcription factor activity
Source: RefSeq, a predicted model, not a curated record
AUGGAGAACGACAUUAUUUUUCCAACCGGAACCCAACCCUCUUCUUCAACAAUUCACCCCUCAGAGUCUCCUGUCCCAGGACCUCUGAACUUAAGCAUCGCUUCGCGUAGCUCAAGUUCUUCCCCCAACAACUCUUUCCCGUUCGACUUUUCGUCGUUCACCACGGAUUACCAACAGCAACCAUGGCUUCCUUCGCCCCCGCACACCCAGCCCUUGGCUUCCAAUCAGAACAACAACAGCAACAACAACAGCAGCAGCAACAACAGUGCCCCAGCGGACUUUGUGCUCUAUCCAUCCGCUCCCAGACCGCAGCCUCCCAGAGACUCGCGUGCUCCGACCGUGAACACAACCCUUAGACCAUCUGCUCUCCAGCCAUUCUUGGCGCAGAACAAUUCUCGACGAAACUCCUUCAACCUGCAGUUGCACCGACACCUUCAGCAGCAGCUCUCUGGUUCCCCUGUUCCAGAUCCCAGAGUGACCCAGCUUGCCCGGUCUCCCUCUUAUUGGUCCCACCCCACGCUCAAGCACACCCGUCGUCACGCGGCUUCUGUGCCUUCCAAUUCUCCACACACCAACCGUCCGCCGAUCCCGCUAUUCAACGGUCAGGCCUCGAACCAACAACACAAUAUUCAAACAUAUCGCCGCAUCAUGUCUACUCCCAACUUCAUGGAAGCCCCUCACGACGACCUUUUCGGUCUUCCCUCUGCCGGUGGUUACCACGGCAUGGAUUCUCCCCUCGCUUUCGACAGCAUCCCUCUGGGUGAUGACGAACUGUUCGCUGGUCCUCCUGGCACCAUCUCUCCCAAGGACCUCAUGAUGGACAGCUCCGUUCCUCCCUCAGGCACAUUCACUGAUUUGAGCACCCCGUCUUUCGAGUCACCCGGCAACUUCUCUCAGAACACCUCGCCCAUGUUCACCGACAUGGACUUGGUUGGACACGAGGAAUGGCCAUCUCUCUUUGACGGCUCAGAGCACAUGAACGCCUUCGAUGUCGCUUCCCUUGACGUCGCAGCCGUUCUUGCUGCCGAACAGCCCAAGAAGCCCUCUCUCCGUGUCUCCAUCGCUCCUUCGUCUCCUGCGUCGCCUGCGCUCAAGCACUCUUCUCCCGCUCGGGGGUCGCCUAUCCCCGCUUCCGGCGGUGUCAAGCACUCCAGCAUCUCUGGAGUCGGCGCUCGCUCGCGCAAGAACUUGAGCCCCGUCGAGUUUGACCCUGCCGAUCCCAUCGCAGCCAAGCGUGCCCGUAACACCGAGGCCGCUCGUAAGUCUCGCGCCAAGAAGAUGGAGCGUCAAGCCGUCUCCGAGCGUCAAAUCGAAGAGCUCAGGGACAUCAUCGCCGCUCGUGACGAUGAGAUUGCCCGGCUCAAGGCUCAACUCCAGAUCCAAAAUACCUUCCAAUGA